AUGCACGUGAUUCGCGUACUAUUAGUUUUGUCCCUGACUACGGUAACCAAUGUGUACACGGUGCAGGUGUGCGGCAAGGCGCUGGCAGACGUCAUUGACCUCGUCUGCUCUGGCCGGGGUUUCUACACAUUCAAUCAAAGAGGUGUGCCAUCUAUCAAGAAGCGUGCCGCCCUUCAGUUCCUUAAGAAGCGUAGCGGUCCCACCCCUCUCGGCCACCAGGGGAUCGUGACGGAGUGCUGCUUCAACGCCUGCAGCUUCGAGCACAUCGAGAACUACUGCGCGGCCCCGCCUGGACACGAGACAGCAAACCCUACACACGCCCCUCUGAGCCAGCACAUGGCAGAGGCUUUCUUCGAGAGUGAGGCAGUGAACAGCCUUGGUGACCUGUAUGCCCAAGGUGAUGUGCCACCUUCAUCUGCUGCAACACACUCUACACCGCGGCCAGCUGCUGACACAUCGGACCUCGAAGAUUUAAAUCCUAUUACCGCGACCUUCCGAUGGCCAAUUAGUGCCCCUACAGCCACUGGGCGGCGCGCCAGUUUGCUUACACCACCAAUAAUAAAUAGAAAUCCUAAUUUACGUUCGAGAUUUUUCUUUGUUCGGCACAUGAAUUUGCAACCAACAAGAGCGCCCGUGAUAUCUUAGGUACACCUUAACGUUUCUAGAAUAUUCAAUAUAUUUCAGUAUAUUCGUUUAAAUGCAAAAUUGAUGAUACAAUGAUGCAUUAAAUAACGUUUUCUGCGUGAUUAGUUCUUAUUGAUGUGUUGAAACAAACUGCAACACAGAGUUUAAUUAUA
This is a messenger RNA of Dreissena polymorpha, 797 nucleotides long. RefSeq lists its product as uncharacterized. Bases 1 to 645 code for a protein of 214 amino acids. The transcript is spliced from 3 exons. NCBI's taxonomy places the organism in Eukaryota, Metazoa, Mollusca, Bivalvia, Myida, Dreissenidae. Gene Ontology annotation, molecular function: hormone activity. The record is from RefSeq and is a predicted model, not a curated record. Gene Ontology annotation, cellular component: extracellular region.